Molecule: messenger RNA, 711 nt
Organism: Fusarium vanettenii 77-13-4
Lineage: Eukaryota; Fungi; Ascomycota; Sordariomycetes; Hypocreales; Nectriaceae
Exons: 3
Coding region: 1-711 (236 amino acids)
Source: RefSeq, a predicted model, not a curated record
AUGUUUCGACACAUGGCCAAAUAUCGCGUCAAUAAGCGAAACUGUGACCAGGCCGCGUUCAACGAGCUCAACAAGAACCUCAACUGCUGGUUCCCCGAGUCGGAAUACCCAUCGCUCGUUUACCCUCGCAUCAAAACAACACUACAACGUCUGUUUAACCAGCUGGUUGAGAAGCAAGUUGUGACGUCAAUCGAUCUUAGUAAUGGAGGAUGGACAUCCAACUGGCCUGCCUUUGCCCAGAACUGGCUGGAAAAUGACUGGAAUGGCGAUACUGGUAAUCAGCUCAUCGCGGCUGGCUUGACGCCAGAAACCACAAGAAGCCAAGCACAAAACAAUCCGGCCACUGUGAGUCGAAAUAGUGCACGACCUGGGGCCCGGAGCUCACCCAUUGUGAUCAGAGAUGAUGACGAUGACCUGGGUCUUUCAUUUUCUGGCCUCAGCAUCAAUGAGAGACACCGACAACCGCCUCCUCUCUUCGUCCCGGCGGCACCAGGACGGCCCAUCUCUGAUAUCACCCCAUCCUUUAUUCCUCCCGGAUUGCCCACCCCGCCCCGGUCUUCCCUGGGCUUCCCUGCAGGCUCUUCAGCCCUUGGAACUGAUUUCUUCAGACCGGCCUUUAUUCACCCACUGCCACAACAGUCCGGACUUGGACAUAACACAGCUCUGUAUGGAAAUGCAGACUACGGGAUACCGCCACUUGAGGAUCGUUGA